AUGUUCAACUUUCGGUCGAUGAAGAAGGAGGCGACUGGGCCCUCUCAAGAGGAUGCUCGCUUCGCUUCUUCCUCUAGCCACGAUGAAGCUGCACCUUCAUUGUCACAGCCGAUCGACGGCGCAGAGAGCGCCUCUGGCUCGACACUGCCGCAGCCAGGCAGAGGUGCAAUAUCAAAUCCAGCCAAUGGAAGCGAUGCCGGCUCCGGAUCGUUCCUAUCCAAUAUGAUCGCCGACAAUCCCAUCUUCUCCGGCGGUCUUGGUCUCAUGGUGUUCGGAGGAGCCAUCGCAGCUUUACGCAGAGGGGUCAAAGUAGCAGCGUCAACAGCACAACGAAGGCUGUUGAUAUCGCUUGAAAUUCCAUCAAAGGACCGAGCGCAUCCAUGGUUCCUGCACUGGAUGGCAGCACAGGCAAGAGCCCAGUCGAUGCGGCAAAGAGGAUUGCUAGGCAAGCAGAAGAAAGAGGGCCUCGUCGAUUUUCUCGGGUUACGAGACCGCUCGGGUGAGCAGCGAAACUUGCCUGCGAAGGAAGAGAAAGCAGAUGAUCCCCUCGUUAUUGCAUCCAGCGGCUCUUCGGUCUCACCAGUCCGCAUUCUCAGCCACGAGCUUUCGGUAGAGACAAACUAUACCCCUCACGCAUCUGCCUCCACACCGAAUGCUCAAGCGGCAGAAAGAGGUUCAGCGCGGUUCUCGCUCGUCCCUGGUCCAGGAACACAUUGGUUCCGGUAUGGCGGUGUAUGGAUGCGUCUGACACGAGAACGAGAUGGAAAGAUGGUCGAUCUCUCCACCGGAGCACCGUGGGAGACGGUUACUCUCACGACACUUUUCGCCUACGCUCAUCUCUUCCCACAACUACUCGAUGAAGCACGGCAGCUGGCACUCGCAUCGACUGAAGGCAAGACAGUGAUAUACACCAGCUGGGGUCCGGAGUGGCGACCAUUCGGACAGCCGCGCAGAACUCGAGAACUGGGAAGUGUAGUCCUCGGUAAAGGCAAAAAAGAGGCCAUCGUUGGCGACGUCAAGCGGUUCCUCUCUCGUGAUCGAUGGUAUGCUGAACGAGGUAUUCCCUAUCGACGAGGUUAUUUGCUACAUGGUGCGCCAGGAAGUGGCAAGUCUUCUUUCAUCACUGCACUAGCCGGACAUCUCGAUUUCAACAUCUGCCUUCUCAACCUCUCAGAACGUGGAUUGACAGAUGACAAGCUCAACCAUCUCCUCUCCAACGCACCCGAUCGAUCUAUUUUGCUGCUGGAAGACGUCGAUGCAGCAUUCCUCGGUCGACAACAGACUGCAGAGGAAGGAUAUCAAGCCUCGGUCACCUUCUCUGGCUUACUCAACGCACUGGAUGGUGUAGCAAGUGGCGAAAGCAGGAUUAUCUUCAUGACCACGAACCAUAUCGAGAAGCUAGACCGGGCGCUAAUUCGACCUGGAAGAGUGGAUAUGAUCGCUGAACUAGGAGAUGCAGAGAGAGAACAAGUGGAGGAGCUUAUGGUUCGAUUCUACCGUACGACGAUGCGGGAGGUGAAGAUCAAACAAGCCGAUAUUCCAACCAGCGCUGUGGAGGCGGCGAAACCGCUUCUUGCUGCAGCGGCGACCGGUGGGAUCGAUGCAGCGGCCACAGGGGAUGCGUAUAAGACGUUUGAAGCCGUUCCCGGUUUGAGAGAGGCUGUGGAGGAGGCGGAUCAGGAAGUUGAUAAGCUCGCCGAAGAUUUCGGAAGGAGGGUGGAGGAGGAAGCUGUGGCCAGGAGGGCUGCGUUGGGUCUUGGACCUGAUGGAAGACAGCCUGACUACGAGAAAAGGGAGAUGGAAGGAAGUGCGUCUGGUGCGCCAAGUACGACGCAGAGGGUCAUUCGUCCAGCACCAGCCGCUUUGGGAGGUGUCAGCAUGGCUGAGUUGCAGGGUCUCUUUAUUCGGUUCCCCGAUGAUCCAAGGGCUGCUGUCGAGGCUUUUGUUGCUGAGAAUGCUUCACGAAGACAAGCCGCUAGUGCCUAA
Ustilago hordei is the source of this 1986-nucleotide messenger RNA. Its product is annotated as related to BCS1 - mitochondrial protein of the AAA family of ATPases. Gene Ontology annotation, cellular component: mitochondrial inner membrane. NCBI's taxonomy places the organism in Eukaryota, Fungi, Basidiomycota, Ustilaginomycetes, Ustilaginales, Ustilaginaceae. The coding region runs from base 1 to 1986 and encodes 661 amino acids. Gene Ontology annotation, molecular function: ATP hydrolysis activity; ATP binding. Gene Ontology annotation, biological process: protein insertion into mitochondrial inner membrane from matrix; mitochondrial respiratory chain complex III assembly. The record is from RefSeq and is a predicted model, not a curated record. The transcript has a single exon.